Solanum verrucosum is the source of this 1737-nucleotide messenger RNA. RefSeq names its product protein HAIKU1-like. The record is from RefSeq and is a predicted model, not a curated record. Bases 309 to 1349 code for a protein of 346 amino acids. The transcript has a single exon. Lineage: Eukaryota; Viridiplantae; Streptophyta; Magnoliopsida; Solanales; Solanaceae.
UUGUGUUUACUGAAGCAGAUGUUUGUUUGGAGUUGAAGCUGGUUGGUUGAUCUAUGGGUAUUACUGUUUGUGGUGAUAGUUGUUCAAUUUCAAGGGUAAAGUUUGUUGUUAUCAUAAUGCUGCUUCAGACCCUUUUCAGAUUUGUUUAAGUUUGGAGAGUUUAGGGUGCUAUAUCUUAAAUUCAAAGUGUAUAUUUGCAUAGGCAGAAGAAGGUCUAUUGCAGUGAUAUAAGGUUUCAGUUGCAGUGUUGAGAAGGGUAUUAAAGAUAAUAUAUUUUGGAGUUUAGUCAUUGUAUUGAAGUGUUUGAGAUGGAUAAUUCAAAUCGGUCAUACAGUAGGAAUUCUGAUCAUUUGGGUGUGAAUAAAUUUGGGAAGAAUAUCAACAAGAGUCCUCCUAUACACCAACCCAAUUUCAACAAUGCAAAUAGUGCUAGGCAACAACCUCAACCUCAGGUUUACAAUAUUAACAAGAAUGAUUUUCGGAGCAUUGUUCAACAACUGACAGGUUCACCAUCUCAAGAGCCUCCAGCUAGACCUCCCCAGAAUCCUUCUAAGCCUCCGAGUAUGAGAUUACAAAAGAUUCGGCCACCACCUUUGACUCCUAUAAAUCGUCCCCAAAUUCCAAUCCACCCUCCAGCACAGAUCCCUGCCCCAGCUCGACCUGCAGGUGGUGUUCCUUACCAGAACAAUAUUGUAAGACCGCCUCCCCACUAUGGUCAGCCCUCACCGCCUAUGUUACCUCCAACUCCUGGAGAUGUUUGGACAAAUACAACUGAGUCUCCAAUUUCAGUUUAUAUGCGUUAUCUUCAAAAUUCAAUAAUAGAUUCAGGGCCUAAACUAACACAAUUUCAAGGUCCUGGUCAUUUUCAAGCACAUCCAGCAUCAUCUGGUUUGCUUCCUAAUCCUUCAAUGCCACCUUUUCCAUCUCCUAGAAUGAAUGGCCCUCCUCCUCUCCCAUUUGCUCGGAUGAAUGGUCCUCCUCCGCGUCUUCUAUCUCCUAGAAUGAAUGGGCCACCUCUUCUCCCAUCUCCUAGAAUGAAUGGUCCUCCUCCACCUCUUCCUUCUCCGGGAAUAAAUGGGCCUCCUCCUUUGCCUUCACCUACUUCUCAGUAUCUUUUGCCUUCACCCACUGGCUUCUUGAAUUUGUUAUCUCCCCGUUCCCCUUAUCCAUUUCUUUCUCCAGGUAUGCAGCAUCCUCCACCGCUGACACCAAAUUUCUUCUUCUCUCCUAUGGCACAGCCUGGAGGUUUUGGCGCUGGACCACAAUUUCCUCCUUCUCCUGGUUAUGGAUUUCCGUUGUCACCUUCUGGGUUCUUCCCCAUGUCAAGUCCAAGAUGGAGGGGUCAAUAGCACCACCACGAAGAGAGCUGCUGAUCUUGAUGAAUUCUUUGCUUCGAGUUUUGUCAAAGUGGUAGAUCUCUUUCAAAUUAAAGCUUUUUCCCUGUGGAUAUGCAGUGUACACAAUGUAAGAGAUCCUUCUGAACGUGUUUAUACUUUUUUUCUUUGUUUUUCUUAACAUAUAUUUCAAAUAUUUGACUCUUUCAAUGUAGAGUUUGUAGCAGAUGUAUCUCUUUAUUUGCGUAGCCCUUAUUUAGUACAUUUAGCAACUCUCAACUGAAUAGUUGAAAAGGUCAGGCUUGUUAGAUGAUAGUUAAUUGAAUUUUAUAUGUAGCUGGAAAGGUUCUUGUAUUCCUUGUAAUGUCAACUUUGGGAUCAAAUAUUUUGGUUCUUUUUCCUA